CAAUUCGCGUGCACACGCUUGAUCGACGUAGUCCCCGCACCGCUUCGCCUGGAAAACGUCGGAAGACCCGAGAUGGCCGGCGCUGCGGUACGCGUACCGCGCGACGAGCACAUGGCAGGUGGAGCGAUUUCGGACGAGGCUGGACAGCGGAAGGUUGACAGGAUGAAUUCCAGCGUGCUGGAUAAUUUUAACAGGCUGAAGGACAGCAACGACUCCGUGCGACUCAACGCCGGGGUCGCGCUGCUGAAUUACCUGCGUCAACAAAAUACGCAGGAUCCGGACGACAAGGAGUUCAAUCACGCGCUAGUCAGUCUGGUGCGCAGGCUGGGUUCCUCGAUGACGGUCACCAGGACAAGCUUCUACAGCACCCUGACGGUCUUCCUGAUGAUGCAUCCCGACACGUCCGUGGAGAGGCUCCUGUCCAUAAUGAACACCCAAUUGUCUCCGGCUGGCAGUAAUCCCAAAGGCGAGAAUGCCGACAUAUACAUGGGACGUAUAUUGCUCUGCGGCGCUUUGAUAAGGUCCAAGUUACUUGCUCACAACAGCGUCGAGACGCAACAGCAGAUUAUGGAGAUCCUGCUGAACGCCGGCAAACAACGCAGCCAUCUGUCAUUCAUCUCCGCCGUGUUUCUCAGCGAGUUUAUCGUUCAGCUCGAUAUCGAAUCUAUGAAGAACGUCUGGCCAAUUGUUGAGAAGGAAAUUGGCAAGCCAUGGUCCGAACAGACUCUGGAUACUUUCUACGUGCUGCUUAUCAUUAGAGACAAGCAUCCGUCGCUAGUCAAUCAUAAAUUUUUAAAGGAACACUUGGGCAAGAAGGAAAUUAUUACCAAGGAGUCUGUGGAAGAUAUUGUUAAACUAUUAACGGCCUUACCUAGAAUUGUUUCUUAUCAACAUCCAGUGUUCAAGCUGUUUUGCGAAAAGCUGGUGAUGACCGAAUUUGUGGCGGACUUUUGGAAAGGCAUCGACCAGAGAUUUAUAAAGCCGUCAAAGAGCGAUGAAUACGUCGCUGUGGAAAUUUCACGGCUAAUACUUCUUAAUGCUACGGACAAAAAUCUAAUUCCACUAUUACUGUCUCCAAAUCUUCUGCAACACAUGUUGAAGAAAUUUUCGAAUUGCAAGAGGAAUAAUAACGAUGAGGUUUUGGUAGCGUUCAGAAAGGUUUUAAAUCUGAUGGUGUCCGCUACAAGCGAUAAAGAUAUCAAGACCAAGACACAGCUGAGCAUAUUGAAGAAGCUCAUAUUGCAUCCUGGUGACUUGAUGAUCGAAAAGAAGACCGGCGUGAAGGUGAUUCAAAUAAUUACGGGAAAUCUGAGGACAGACGGUAUCAAGAAAUUGUGCCAAUUAUAUCGAGAAAUCAUAGAGAAUAAGACGACUAAAGAAAGUGAAGGUGCAAGAGCGGAAUUGUGGACGAACGCCGAGCGAAGUUACACAGCGCAACUAUUAACAAAAUUGAUGGGUCGUCAAGAGACAUUCUUAGAACAGGACUGGAGACUCGAGCAGCUGACGUUCCUGUUCAAUUACGGAUUGUGUGAAGUGUCGAAUGUUGGAACCGAGCUAGCUCAACAAUUUAAGGAUUCCUUUUAUCGCGCUCUGGAUCACAAGUUACCGAAGUUGGACAACGCGAGAAAUCUGUUAAGCGCACUCGUUCACGAUUUAGAAUCGAAAUUCCGAGCCAACGUGAUACGAUUGCGAUCACCGUUAAACGAUGCGGCAUCCGGCGCUUGGAAGAAAGUGAUGGACUUGAUUGAGAAACUGGAGAAGAAUACAAAAAAUUCGGAAGCCUUGCCGAUAUUUCACACGAUGAAUUUGCACAUGGGCCUUCAGUUAUUCUCCGAUCCCGAAAUGGCGAUUAUGUCGAUUAACGAACUUCAGUGUUGUUACGAAAGAUUAAAUAAAAAAUCCAAGGGACAUAAAAAGGUCAAUAACGCAGUGACUGCGGACGAGGAACCCGAAUGGGUCGAAGUGGUAGUGGACCUUCUGUUAUCUCUCCUGUCCAAAAACGAUCAUUUGUUCCGUUCGUUAGUCGGCUGCGUGUUUCCACACAUCUGCCCGUAUCUGACUCCAUCUGCAGUUCAUCAGAUAUUGGCCGUACUGGAUGUUAAAAAUAGUCAAAAGACACUCACCACGAAGCAAGAUGACGAUGAGGAUUCCUCGGGUAUAGAAAGCGAAUCGGAUAACGGCGAGGAUGAAGAGGGGGAAAGUGUUUCAAACGAUGACGCUUUAUCGGAAAGCGAAUCCGAGUCUGACAUAGGUGAGGCCGAGGCUGAGGACGAGGACGAGGACGAGGAUGAAACCGUGACCGAUAAAUUGAGAAUGGCGCUACAUCAAGCCCUGGGCGAUGCCGCGAUGCAGACCGACGACGAGGACAUCGACGUGGAUGAGAUAGGCGAGGAAGAGGGCAAGCGUUUGGACGAGUCGUUAGCGGCGGCUUUUAAAAUGUUACGGGAGAACCGGCAAGCUCGUUCGAAGAGGCAAGGAAAGACGAGCCAGGCGUUGAUGCACUUCCGAGCUCGCGUUAUAGACUUGCUACAUAUCUAUUUGGACAUUUGCCCGUCUAUGGCGGUCACUCUAGACAUGAUCGUGCCGCUCUUCGCUCUGCUUGAAUUCUGUAUAAAGGAUCCGCAUCAGAAACCGCUCACGCACAGAGUUCGGGCUUGCUUGAAGAAGUUGUCAACGGUGAGAAAGUUCAAGGACACGACAAAUGUUGACGAUACUUUGUUAACGACCGUGUUAAAGGCUUUGAUCGAAAAAGGGGAGCGGUCUGCUUCAGUCUGUCAAGAACUCAAUGAUAAAUUGGCGGAAUGCUGCACCUUCCUCGUGAGAUGCGCGCAACAAGCUAAUUUGUCCACCAAAAGUAUUGUAGAAAUUUACGGUGAAAAUUUAACCGCGUUCUUCAAGAAGAGAGACUGCGUGCUCUCGCCUAUGCUGUUCAAGGGCGCGUUACAGUUGUGCUGGGAGGAUAACUGGCAGCUGGCGCUUCUGCUCGUGGACUUUGCCUUCGACAGUAGCAUUCGAUACUUCCGCAGGAAUCAGGCGCUGGAACUGCUGUUAAUUUUCUACAACAAUAACCGGCUGCUGAACAUGGAUACGAGGUGUGCCGACAUGAGAAUGAAAUUAGAAGCGACACUUUGUAAGAACACCGUAGACACGCUUAAAGAGACAUGCGAUCUACAGGCGAGCGAUAACGGACAAUCUACCUCGUGUAACAAUGUUAGCGCGCAGAAAAAAGUUUUGCAGAAGUUUAUCGGGCAUCUGUUGAUGCUACUGCGUGUCGUUCACGCGCGCCAUUUGCCACAAGCGUGGGAUUGGCAAGCCGUUAAAGCGGAACUAACAAAGUACAGAAGUCGAAAUGCUCUCUUUGGAGAUGCAAAAACCGCGUACAACAAGCUGGCGGCAGAGAUUGGAGCACCCCUCAACGUGCCAUCAACAAAGAGCAAUGCUAAGCUGAAUAGUUCUUCCACCGAGACUGUUUCACAAAGUAAUGGCAAACAGAGCAAUGUCGGAUCGCAAAACGGAACGACAAGUGAUUCGGAGGAGGAGAAAGAAGAGGAGGAGCCAGAGGAGGUCGCACAUAGCAAUAACGAGCAGAAGAAAAAGAAAAAGAAGAGUAGACAAAGGGAGAAGCUGUUGCUGAAGAAAGAAGCGCGUGAAUUACGCGCGAAAGUUAUGUCUCAGGAUGUGGAGGUGUUCAAAUUUAGCAGUGUCAGUUUGCCAGAAGACGAAGGGGACGCGACAGAGGAAGUCUUUCAAAACGGGGAUUUGCGCGACAAGUCUGCGAACCCGAAGGCGCCACAGAAAAGAAAUCGGGCGACGGAGGAGAAUCGCGAGCCCAAAAGAAGAAAAAGCACCAAUCCCGCUUGAUAAAACUUAUAAACUUGAAAGAAUAAAAUACAUGAAAUAUACGCAUACAUAACACGAAAAUCGAGAUGGAUGUUUGGAAUACGCUAAAUAUUUUUAUACGCGACAUAAGAUCUGUCCUGUACAUAUACAGCUAUAAUUAUUACUUUUCGCUAUGGAAAAUGAGUAAUUAGCGAUUACAUUAUUAAAAAUGUACAUGUUGAUUUUAUUUUAUUUUUUUUCUUUACCUUUUUAUCUGAUUGAAUGUAAUAGAAUUCACUACAUAUACAUAUAUAAAACAGGUUUUUUUUUCGGUCAGUUGGGAAGUCUAAAAAUAGAUAAGUUUUAUUUCACAAACGAACCAUUAUACCGUCGUUCUUAUCACAAUUAUGUUAUCUACAAUGAUAUCUUAAUCGGUUUUAAUAUUUUCCGAUGCAUAUUUCCUUAUAUCUAUACGUAGACGAAUUUGUAUUCUACUGUUUUGAAUAUACUAUAUCUUAUUUUU
Messenger RNA from Wasmannia auropunctata (little fire ant), 4342 nucleotides. RefSeq lists its product as uncharacterized. Bases 73 to 3861 code for a protein of 1262 amino acids. Gene Ontology annotation, molecular function: RNA binding; transcription factor binding; transcription corepressor activity. The record is from RefSeq and is a predicted model, not a curated record. Gene Ontology annotation, cellular component: nucleolus. NCBI's taxonomy places the organism in Eukaryota, Metazoa, Arthropoda, Insecta, Hymenoptera, Formicidae. Gene Ontology annotation, biological process: regulation of DNA-templated transcription. The transcript is spliced from 10 exons.